Molecule: messenger RNA, 2976 nt
Organism: Penicillium longicatenatum
Lineage: Eukaryota; Fungi; Ascomycota; Eurotiomycetes; Eurotiales; Aspergillaceae
Product: glycoside hydrolase family 35 protein
Exons: 11
Coding region: 1-2976 (991 amino acids)
Biological process (GO): carbohydrate metabolic process
Cellular component (GO): vacuole
Molecular function (GO): beta-galactosidase activity
Source: RefSeq, a predicted model, not a curated record
AUGAAAGCUCAAUUCUUCAGGCUUGUGGCCGCACUAGCAUUCUUAUGCCAGGCCUUGUCUAUGUCGAAUAACUUGACACAUUCUGUGACCUGGGAUGAAUACAGCUUGAUAGUGAAUGAUGAAAGAGCUUUUAUCAAUGCCGCCGAAUUUCAUUAUCAGAGACUGCCUGUCCCUGAGAUGUGGCUAGAUGUCCUGCAAAAGUUCAAAGCAAAUGGCUUCAACGCGAUCAGCGUCUAUUUCUUCUGGAGUUAUCAUUCGGCUUCGAAAGGUGUCUUUGACUUUGAGACUGGUGCACAUAAUGUGCAACGACUAUUUGAUAUGGCCAAAGCGGCUGGGCUGUGGGUUAUUGCUCGGCCAGGCCCAUACGUUAACGCACAGACAAACGCCGGUGGUUUUGCUCUCUGGGGGUCUGAUGGGUCGAUGGGUACACUACGGACAUCAGAUGCCGCGUAUUACCAAGCAUGGCUUCCCUAUAUGACAAAGAUCGGGCAAAUCAUUGCGGCAAAUGAGAUUACAAAAGGAGGACCUGUUAUCCUGUGUCAGGUUGAAAACGAGCUGCAAGAGACCAGUCACAACCCCAACAAUACUCUCGUUCUCUACAUGGAGCAACUGAAGACUGUACUCAAGCACGCUGGUGUAACAGUCCCUACGACCCAUAAUGAAAAGGGUAUGAGGUCGCAGUCCUGGUCAAGGGAUUACCUAAAUGUUGGUGGCGCAGUGGACAUUUACGGGCUAGAUAGCUAUCCUGGGGGGUUUCUCUCUGGAAACAACUGCAAUGCUGCUACUGGAUUCAAUGUUGUUCGGACAUAUCAUCAGUGGUUUAUGAACUAUUCUUGGACUGGACCAGUCUAUCUCGCCGAAUUUGAAGGCGGUCGUACUUUGCCUUGGGGUGCACCGCAGAAUUAUGACGACUGCCGGAACGAACACAGCACAAACUUUGCGGACAUAUACUACAAGAACAACAUCGGCCAACGGGUAACCUUACAGAGUAUCUAUGAGGGCUAUGGGGGCACGAAUUGGGGCCAUUCUGCAUGCCCAGUCGCAUACUCUAGCAAUGACUACAUGACUCCGCUCCGAGAGACUCGCGAACAAUGGGCCAAACUCUGGCAAACGAAGCUAGUGCAACUAUUUUCGGGAUCAAGUCCUGAUUUACUCAAGACUUACAUGCAGGGAAACGGCUCUGGCUACAGUCUUUCAUCGACGGAUUGCUUCAGUUGGGUCUUGAGGAACCCAGAUACUGGAGCGACUUUUUCCGUGUUGCAGCAGGCUAGAACUCCAUCGACUUCGAUUAUCACGUUCUCGGCCUACUUGAACACGAGUUUUGGCAACGUGACAGUUCCAGGUGUUCAGUUAGCAGGAAGACAGAGUAAGAUUUUGGUUACUGACUACAAGUUCGGUAACCAGACACUUCUCUAUUCAUCCGCGGACGUGCUUACAAACGGUGAAUUCCCCGGCCAUGAUAUGCUGGUGCUAUAUCUGUGGGAAGGUCAGGCCGGGGAAUUAGCCUUAAAAACGUCGACAAACUUGACCUUUGAGAUACACGGCGCGUCUUCCGUGAAUACAACAUUCAGUUCUGGCUACCAGAUAAUCAGAUAUACGCAAUCUGCUGGCUCCACGGUUCUCAGUUUCUCAAGCGGAGUCACCGUGCUAUUGCUUGACCAACCCACAGCCUGGUAUUUUUGGGCUCCUUCAACAACCACUUACCCGUCCCCUAAGCCAGAUCAGAAAAUCUUUGUUCUCGGGCCGUAUCUGGUUCGUUCUGCGUCAAUUAGCAGUCGAGUACUCCAUGUUUCUGGAGACAAUAAUGGAACCACGACCUUGGAGGCCUUUGUCGGCGAUGUGCCGAUCAAUGCCAUUGAGUGGAACGGCCAGCGACUUGCUACAACAAAGACACCAUAUGGCUCUUUCACCGCCCAGAUCCCUGGGACGGAAGACAGAUCAGUAUCGCUUCCGUCCCUACAAAACUGGCGAUCCGCAGACUCGCUCCCAGAGACUCGGCCCGAGUAUGAUGAUUCAAAUUGGAUUACUGCGAACAAAACAAGCACACUCAGUCCUUAUGCCCCACUUACCCUACCAGUUUUGUUCAGCUCCGAGUACGGCUACUAUACCGGGGCGAAGGUUUACCGUGGCUACUUUGAUGGGAACAAUCAAACCGCUAUCAAUAUCACCGCCUCCGGUGGCUUUGCAUUUGGAUGGAAUGCGUGGCUUAACGGACAACUCAUUGGAGGCCACUCAGGAGAUCCUGACUUGACGACUACAGGUAUGGCUUUGGACCUUCCAGCCUCGCUUAUAAAGUCGGAAGAUAACGUUGUCACGGUUUUGGUGGAUUAUCAUGGCCACGACGAGACUUCAACAGCGAAGGGAUUGGAGAAUCCCAGAGGGAUUCUCGGCGCGUACCUAAUUCCAGGCAAUCCAUCGACCGCAACAGGAUUUAAGGUGUGGAAAAUCCAGGGUAAUGCUGGUGGCUCGAGAAACAUCGAUCCAGUCCGUGGACCAAUGAAUGAGGGUGGACUCUAUGGCGAACGCCUAGGCUGGUUCCUCCCUGGCUUUAAUGCAUCUGGCGAAUUGUUUAACAGCUCCAGCCCAAUAGAUGGCAUCACGACGUCUGGUGUACGUUUCUACGUUACUAACUUCCGGCUGAAUAUCGACAAAGACCUAGACGCGCCUCUUGGAGUAUCCCUGUCUUCGCCAAACGGCACAAUCGCGCGCGUAAUGCUCUGGGUUAAUGGGUAUCAAUACGGGAAAUAUGUGCCUCACAUAGGCCCCCAGACAGAGUUUCCUAUCCCCCCAGGCAUAAUCAACAACCGGGGGAGGAACACGCUGGCUCUCAGUCUGUGGGCGCAGACCGAUGAAGGAGCGAGACUGGACAGUGUUGAACUGUUCACAUAUGGGUUGUAUCAGACCAACUUCAAUUUCAAUCAUGAUUGGAGUUAUCUACAGCCUGAAUGGGAGGAAAGAAGCAGGUAUAUGUCAUAA